GGAUUAUUCUGCAGCUGUGGAUUAACCUGAAGAGGAAACACACACUCUCACCAUGGAGAUUGAAAGCAUGGUGGCAAACAGUGCUCUCAUUAAAGCCAGAGAAGGAGGAGGGAGCAAAGGACGGAGCUGGAAGUGGAAGGAGAUGCUGAAGUUCCCUCACAUCAGUCAUUGUGUGGACCUCGCCAUGAACCUGGAGCGGGAUUACGUCAGCAUGUGUGUGACGCAGCCCAUCGGGAAGAAACUGUUCCAGCUCUUCUGUCGGAGUCGGCCUGAUCUGCAGAACUACAUCUCCCUGCUGGACUCUCUGGAAGCGUUUGAGACAAAGUCCGAAGAGGAGCGGAGAGAGUUCGGCUUGAGCAUCAUUCAGAGAUUCUUCAUGAGCCAGUCCUAUCAGAGCGUCUCCUGCAUGCAGAAGCAUGAAGAGAGCUGCAUCGAGAGGCUGGAGUCAGACCCCUGUGGGGACGUUUUUCACGGAUGCGCAGAAGAUCUACAUAAGGUCCUGAGUGAGGAGCCCUUCAUCCUCUACAUGGAGAGCAUGUUCUUUGACCGUUUCGUGCAGUGGAAGAUGUUGGAGAGGCAGCCCAUCACCAAGCAGACGUUUCGGCAGUACAGGCUGCUCGGGAAAGGAGGGUUCGGAGAGGUCUGGGCCUGCCAGUCCCGAUCCACAGGGAUGAUGUACGCCUGUAAGAAGUUGGAGAAGACUCACGUGAAGAAGCGGCGAGGAGAAAGCAUGGCUCUGAACGAGAAGACAAUCCUGGAGGAGCUGGACAGUCGCUUUGUGGUGAAUCUGGCGUAUGCGUACGAGACGAAGCACGCCCUCUGCAUGGUUCUGACCAUGAUGAGCGGCGGUGACUUGAAGUUUCACAUUUAUAACAUCGGUGAGCCGGGCCUGAACAAGAACAGAGUGAGGUUCUACGCCGCAGAGGUCUGCUGCGGGUUGAUCCACCUGCACCAGAAGUCCAUUGUAUACAGGGAUCUAAAGCCUGAAAACAUCCUGCUGGAUGACAACGGACACAUCCGGAUCUCUGACCUGGGCCUGGCUAUGAGGCUGUCUGAGGGCGGACUGGUGCGAGGCAGGGUGGGCACACUGGGAUACAUGGCUCCGGAGCUGAUCAGUCACAAACAUUACGGCCGGAGCGUGGACUGGUGGGGUCUCGGCUGUCUGAUCUACGAGAUGACGGCGGGUCAGCCUCCCUUCAGGGCCCGAGGGGAACACCCCAAACCCUCCGAGAUGGAGAGAAGGAUCGAGUCCGACACGGAAGAAUACUGGGACAAGUUUAGCAAGGCUGCGAAGGACAUCUGUACUUCACUGCUGAAGAAGAACCCAACAGAGCGGCUCGGCUGCUGCAGGUUAGGGGGGCGAGAGGUCCAGUCGCAUCCUUUCUUCAAAUCUAUCAACUUCAGGAUGCUGGAGGCCGGACUCGUCGAGCCGCCUUUCAAACCGGAUCCCAGACAGGUGUACUGCAGCGACGUGCAGGACAUCGAGGAGUUCUCCUCGGUGAAGGGAGUCACUCUGGACCAGAGAGACACAGACUUCUACGCAGAGUUCAGCACAGGCAGCGUCCCCAUUACCUGGCAGAACGAGGUGAUAGAAACCGGAUGCUUCAGGGAGCUGAACACUUUCGGCCCCGAAGGAACCCGACCCCAAGACUUGGACUGGUCCCAGCUGCCCGAGAGCCCCAAACGCAGCCUGCUGGACCGGAUCUUCCGCAGAAACCAUCCUCCAGAGACGUCAGAGGACAGACAGAGCCUGGUGCCCAGUGAGACCUACAUGAACUCAGGACUGUUCAGCACCGCCCUCUAGUGGCCGGAGGAGGAAACAGACUCUUUUUUUUUACAGACUCUGAAAGAAGCCUAACAAACUGUAGCAGGAGAGAGACGUUUCAAUCUUAGCAUAGCAUCUUGUUUUUGUUUUUACAUCGCCCCUCUGUCACUCACAGCCGCCCCACUGUCUCACGCACUUUCCUCAGAUCCUCCAAAGUCACACUUUAUCUUCAUUUCUGCCUUUUUUUUAAAAUAUCAAUCACUUUCUUUUCUUUUCAGAUCUUUAAAUGUUAAUAUCUGACCACAUGCUCGCGUUGAACGUACAAGAAACAGCUCAAUUAACCCCGGACAUCUUUGAUUCUGCUUCCACGACGUCUGCAGUUUGUAAAUAAUGUGAACUUUUUAAAGUUUUUGAAGUCUGAGAUCAUUGUACAUUUUUAAAAACGUGUGUUUGACAGAUCUGUGUAUUGAUUUAUGAUCGAUUAUUUGCAUCACUUUAUCAAAUCAAAUAUAAAUAAGCUCUAAAUCAAUCAAUGCGAUACUUCCAGGUACGUUUUAACAUCGCUCAGUGGAUGAAUGGGAGUAUUAUGUUAAUAUUUCU
This is a messenger RNA of Notolabrus celidotus (New Zealand spotty), 2365 nucleotides long. It is a transcript of the gene grk5, whose product is annotated as G protein-coupled receptor kinase 5. Bases 53 to 1804 code for a protein of 583 amino acids. Gene Ontology annotation, cellular component: cytoplasm. The record is from RefSeq and is a predicted model, not a curated record. Gene Ontology annotation, biological process: regulation of signal transduction; protein phosphorylation; signal transduction. The transcript has 16 exons. NCBI's taxonomy places the organism in Eukaryota, Metazoa, Chordata, Actinopteri, Labriformes, Labridae. Gene Ontology annotation, molecular function: ATP binding; G protein-coupled receptor kinase activity.